Messenger RNA from Wasmannia auropunctata (little fire ant), 1653 nucleotides. Its product is annotated as lysophospholipase-like protein 1. Gene Ontology annotation, molecular function: palmitoyl-(protein) hydrolase activity; carboxylic ester hydrolase activity. Gene Ontology annotation, cellular component: cytoplasm. The record is from RefSeq and is a predicted model, not a curated record. The transcript has 4 exons. The coding region runs from base 298 to 1029 and encodes 243 amino acids. Gene Ontology annotation, biological process: protein depalmitoylation. NCBI's taxonomy places the organism in Eukaryota, Metazoa, Arthropoda, Insecta, Hymenoptera, Formicidae.
CGGCAGACGCUCAAUGCUUAAGUCUUAAAUGCACCAAUUGCGUCGCAAUAACAAAUCGGCUGGUUUUACCUGCACUUUUUGCACUCCAGCUGAUAAACAUGCAUAAAAUAUAAUUAAAAGCGAGUUUAUUAUCUGCGUUUGAGGCGCUAUCAACACUAUUACAUUCGUUCUGCCCUUGGUUUUGUGAGUGGAAAAAAUGAAAUGACUUGACAGUGCUGAUAACGCGCUGCCCGAACGCAGUCGACGUCAGAACAUUAUUUUGGUUAUGAUCUACUUGAUGCUUGCAAAAAUACCUUGAUGCAUUUCUGUACUUUUAUAAACAUCGUGGGAAUGGCGGCAAUCGCAAGAGUCUCGCAAGCAAACGUCGUGCAAUCCACGAGAAAACAUACUGCAACUAUAUUUUUCUUCCAUGGUUCUGGUGGUACAGCAGAGGAUUUAAAAGAAUGGGUUAAUAUUCUCAAUAGGGAGGAACUGCAGUUCCCGCACAUAAAGAUAAUUUAUCCUACCGCACCUUGUCAGCCUUACACACCUAAUAACGGAAUGAUGCAAAAUAUAUGGUAUGAUCGUACAGCAAUAUCCAAUCAAGUGCCAGAACUUGUAGAAUCGAUCAAUUCCAUGUGUCAAAAUGUAUCAGAAUUGAUUGACAAAGAAGUAGCUGACGGAAUUCCAUUUAAUCGAAUAGUUUUGGGUGGAUUUUCGAUGGGUGGUGGUCUCGCAUUGCAUUUAGCAUAUAGAUACCAAACAGCUGUAGCUGGCUGUUUUGCUAUGUCUUCUUUCCUGAACAAGGGAUCCAUAGUCUAUGAGCAUUUGAAAAAGAAUCCGGAUCAUAAUAAAGUACCACUUGCUCAAUAUCACGGCACAGCAGAUGGUUUGAUUCCUAUUGAAUGGGGCGAGGAGACCGCUGAGACUCUGAAGGAUCUUGGAGUGAACGUGAAGUUUACGUCACUGCAAAAUGUCGAUCACGAAUUGAGCCGUGAGGAGAUUCAAAGUUGGAAAGAUUGGGUCCUUGAUAUUUUACCGGAUAAAUAAUACAUAAAUUGUUGAAUAAAAAUAUUAGAAUUAUUGUUGGCCUACUUAGUCUACUACAAUCAAGGCCGUAAAACAGCGUGCAUGACGUUUUUGUUUUUAAAAAUUUGUUAUAUCUAUAUGGUAGGUGUUACGUAAUAGCAGCAAUAAAUCGAGUUUUAUUACAAUGCAACGCAAGCGAUGUCAAUUGCUGAGGGAGUGAUAAAUUUAAGAAAGACCCUGACUCCUAUGACAAGAUGAAUCGUGCCAUUAUGUCAGCAUUAGAUGAUUACAUGGCACGUGCAUGCCAUGAAUAAUGUUAAUUCGCAUGAUCGAUGAAUUGGCCCCGACCUUCUAAAUAUUUAAAUCUUUCCGCAUCUCAUUAAUUCAUUUUAUUCCCUAUGUGAAUUUUAUUUUUUUCUAUAUUGCAGGUAGUACAUUAUUUUAGGAAAAUUGCUUCAAAUACACAAACACUAUACUAUUUUGUGAUGAAUUAAAAAAAUGAUGUUAAUAUUUAUAUAUAUAUUUAAAAUGAUGUUUAUAUAAUGCGCCAAGUUUGCAGAUUUUAAUCGAUUAGAUUGAAGAGUUGAAAAGAUCUAUCGACAGCUUUAUAAAAGAUUUAGUUCUUAAUAAAAAUGCUGAAGCUCA